Messenger RNA from Aspergillus novofumigatus IBT 16806, 1827 nucleotides. RefSeq names its product TVP38/TMEM64 family protein. The record is from RefSeq and is a predicted model, not a curated record. Gene Ontology annotation, cellular component: Golgi membrane. The transcript is spliced from 3 exons. Bases 407 to 1663 code for a protein of 418 amino acids. Gene Ontology annotation, biological process: vesicle-mediated transport; mitotic spindle elongation. NCBI's taxonomy places the organism in Eukaryota, Fungi, Ascomycota, Eurotiomycetes, Eurotiales, Aspergillaceae.
AACAACAUCACGGCGUCAGCCUAGAAAUCAUCUCACUAUGACGGUUAGUUUGAAGGGUUAAUCAAGUUGGGUAACAACAUUACCCUAAUAUCCUUCGAUUUCAACAUCUGAUGGGGGUUUCCUGACUUCACCUCGAUUCCUCUCUCGGCAUCCCCUGCUUCGCUGCUCAUCGAGUAUUCCGUUACUUAUCCACCUAUUUUUCUGCACACUUUCGGCGCUCCCUUCCCUGGCAGAGCUCAAGAAGGCUCCUAUCUUUAUGCGCAGUUGAUCGCAAUCUUGCGAUUGGCAUAUUCUCGAGUGUUGGCUGGCGUGUGUCCAUGCUCCUACUCCUCUAAGCGCUGAUCCCUGUCAUUGCCGAUUCACGAUCAUCGAAAGACAAUCCGGAUAGGAUUCCAUGCUUUUGAAGAUGCCUGCAGACUAUACGUCCACUGCGCGGGCUUUAUCUCUUCCAAUGUCGCCUGCGGAAUCACUGUCGCCGGCCGAAGAAGAUACACAGCCAUUAUGGAGCCAUCUGGCCUCCAGCAGACGCCAUACUGCCAGUCCCUCUGCCCGGGCAUCAACUGGUCUCCGUGAUCAAGUCGUCAACCAAGCCACGAAGAUGCUGCGACGCACCAAAAAGACAUGGCGGAGACUAACAUUCUGGCAGAGAAUUGGGGCUAUUGGGGCGGCUUUGCUUGCCAUCUUCCUAGGAUUGGCAUUCAUGAUCUUCACGGGACAAGUGUUCUUCUGGCUGGGGCCUGUAGCUGAAAAAUGGGAACAGUCAUGGCUGGCAUUUUUCGUCCUCUGGCUGUGCGUUUUCUUCGUUUCUUUCCCACCGCUGGUAGGUUGGUCGACGUUUGGAACGAUAGCUGGUUUCAUUUUUGGCAUAUGGAAAGGCUGGAUCCUCUAUGCCACUGCAACCGUGCUCGGGUCCACAUGUUCUUUCAUCGUGUCGCGGACGAUCCUGUCGAAAUUUGUGAACCGCAUGAUGGAACGGGACAAACGAUUCGCGGCUCUUGCGUUGACACUCAAGUACGAUGGGCUUAAACUCUUGUGCAUGAUUCGCCUAUGCCCCCUACCAUACUCCGUCUGCAAUGGUGCCGUCUCGACCUUUCCGACGGUCCACCCUUUGAUGUAUGGACUUGCAACUGCUCUCAUCACACCCAAGUUGCUUGUCCCGGCUUUCAUUGGAAGUAGGAUUCGGAUUCUUUCCGAGAAAAACGAAGAGAUGAGCGCCGGGUCCAAGGCUGUGAAUAUCUGUAGUAUUAUCCUUACAAUUGGAAUUGGUAUCUUUACAGGCUGGUAUAUAUACAGGAGGACGUUGGCUCGCGCCAAAGAGUUGGAAGCCAAAGAGAGAGCAGAUAUACGGAGGUCGUUACAAGCCGAUCAUGCUGCUCACCGUCCCCAUGGUUCUUUCUCCGAAGACCCAGACGUCAACACGGCUGCCACUACACUUGCUCGCGACGAGGAGGAAAGGAUCGGGUUCAACGACUUUGAUGAUGACAACGUCGAUCUCGUUAUUGAUGACGAGAGCGGCAGCGAGAAUUCGUCCAAUCGCGCGAAAAAGCAGUUCCAGGGACCCUAUACGGAUGAAUUCACAGACAAUGAUUCAGACGUUUUCGGGGAUGGCGAUGGGCCCGACAGUCAGAUGCUCCGUCUCCAUACACACGUGCGAUCGGGCUGAGACCUGUCACGCUGUCCAGGAGUCAUAUCUUCACGAUAUAUACCUAGCUUAUGAUGUACACACUGUUAUAGUAUAGACCUGCCAAUUAAAGCCAUGUCACGACGACCUCUCACACACGUAGUGUCAUUGCUGCAUAAAGAGAGGACAUCAGACACAGUUCAAGA